Athene cunicularia (burrowing owl) is the source of this 4318-nucleotide messenger RNA. It is a transcript of the gene IPO11, whose product is annotated as importin 11. NCBI's taxonomy places the organism in Eukaryota, Metazoa, Chordata, Aves, Strigiformes, Strigidae. The transcript is spliced from 31 exons. Bases 644 to 3571 code for a protein of 975 amino acids. The record is from RefSeq and is a predicted model, not a curated record. Gene Ontology annotation, biological process: protein import into nucleus. Gene Ontology annotation, cellular component: nuclear envelope; cytosol. Gene Ontology annotation, molecular function: small GTPase binding.
AAGGGAUAAGGCGGCCUCAGCGCGGAGCAAAGCAGCGCUGGGGGGCGGGAGCCCCAGAGCCGCAGCGUAGCGAGCGGUGCUGCUCUUCGUCCCCCGCGUAGGCUGAUGGACCGUCCCUUGCGUUUCUGUCGGCGCUGCCCGGUGCUGUGCCGCGCCAGUGCAGCGUGGCUUCCGCGGUGUGUGUCGUCUUCCGUGCUGGCUGCUGUGGGCCGCCGAGGAUAAGGCAUCUCAGCUUUGCACUUUCUGUGGUUCGGCAGUGGCGAAGUGCUUUCUCUGAGUCAGAAGAAAAGAACCGUUACUUAAUUCCAGGGAGCUCUUUACUGUUUUUUCCUCGAAGUGGUUUUCAACCUGGGUAGAACUGAUGCGAAGGCCUCAGAGGAACAUGAGCCAUGAAGCUGUGUGGUUUAUUGACAGAACUUGGCUUUGUAGUAAAGGGCAAGUGUUCACCUAUAAUAAAGGUGUUUAUUUUCUUCCUACAGGUUGAAGAACAGUAGUUGAAGCUUUGCUGCAAAGCAGAUCAUUCUCUGAAUCAAAGGCAGAGUCAGUGCAGCUGUGACAACCCCAUGGUUUACUUCAUCUACAGCUGAAGACAUCGCUAGUUGUGUUUUUUCUUAGUUUGCUGUGCUGCACAGGAGAGUUUUUCAUGGAUCUCAACAGUGCUAGCAGUAUUGUUUUGCAAGUCUUGACCCAAGCUACUAGUCAAGAUACUACAGUGUUGAAGCCAGCCGAGGAGCAACUGAAGCAGUGGGAGACACAGCCAGGCUUUUAUUCAGUCUUACUGAAUAUCUUUACAAAUCAUACCCUGGAUGUGAAUGUAAGAUGGCUAGCUGUGCUGUACUUUAAAAAUGGAAUUGAUCGCUACUGGAGACGGGUUGCCCCACAUGCUCUUUCUGAAGAGGAAAAAGCUACAUUGCGUGCUGGACUUAUCGCCAACUUUAAUGAGCCAGUGAAUCAGAUAGCAACUCAGAUAUCUGUACUGAUUGCUAAAGUUGCCAGGGUAGACUGCCCAAGGCAAUGGCCAGAACUUAUACCCACUCUUGUAGAAUCUGUGAAGGUCCAGGAUGAUCUUCGACAACACAGAGCACUACUCACCUUCUAUCAUGUUACAAAGACCCUGGCAUCCAAACGGCUUGCUGCAGAUAGGAAACUUUUCUACGAUCUUGCAUCAGGUAUUUAUAGCUUUGCGUGUUCCUUGUGGAAUCAUCAUACCGAUACGUUCCUACAGCAAGUUUGUACAGGGGAUGAAGCUGCAGCUACAAAUGCACUAGAAAGAACCUUGUUGUCGCUGAAAGUGCUUCGUAAACUGACAGUCCAUGGGUUUGUAGAACCUCAUUGGAGUGUAGAAGUGAUGGGUUUUCUACAUGCAGUGUUUGAACGGCUAAAACAGUUUCUGGAGUGUAGUAGAAGUAUAAGAGCAGAAAAUGUAUGCAGAGAUCGUCUAGAAAAGACUAUAAUUCUGUUCACUAAAGUGCUUUUGGACUUCCUGGAUCAACAUCCAUUUUCAUUCACCCCUUUGAUUCAGAGGUCAUUGGAAUUUGCUGUAAGCUAUGUUUUCACAGAGGCUGGUGAAGGAAUUGUAUUUGAGCGGUUUAUUGUACAGUGCAUGAAUCUCAUUAAGAUGAUUGUAAAAAAUUAUGCAUACAAGCCAUCAAAAAAUAUUGAAGAUAGCAGUCCUGAAACUCUUGAAGCACAUAAGAUAAAGACAGAGUUUUUCACAUAUCCAACACUAAUGGAAAUAUGUAGGAGAUUAGUCACUCACUAUUUCUUGCUGACAAAGGAGGAAUUAGCCAUGUGGGAAGAGGACCCAGAAGGCUUCACUGUAGAAGAGACAGGAGGAGAUUCUUGGAAGUACAGUCUCAGACCAUGCACAGAAGUUCUUUUUAUUGAUAUUUUCCAUGAAUAUAAUCAGACUCUUACCCCAGUGCUUUUAGAAAUGGUUCAUAGUCUACAAGCAUCUACCAACAUGGAAGAUACCAGUGCUAUACUGAUCAAAGAUGCUGUGUAUAAUGCGGUUGGACUCGCUGCUUAUGAACUAUUUGAUAGUGUGGAUUUUGAUCAGUGGUUUAAAAAUCAACUAUUAGCAGAACUACAGGUUUCUCAUAACAGAUACAAACCAAUACGCCGACGAGUAAUUUGGUUGAUUGGACAGUGGAUUUCUGUAAAAUUCAAAUCAGACUUGAGACCUGUGUUAUAUGAGGCAAUUCGUAACUUGCUUCAAGAUCAGGACUUAGUGGUCCGUAUUGAGACAGCUACGACACUGAAUUUAACUGUAGAUGACUUUGAGUUCAGAACUGACCAGUUCUUACCGUAUCUGGAAUCCAUGUUUACACUGCUCUUUCAACUACUUCAGGAAGUAACACAAUGUGACACCAAAAUGCAUGUUCUUCACGUUCUGUCUUGUGUGAUUGAAAGAGUCAGUAUGCAGGUACGACCAUAUGUAGGAUGUUUGGUUCAGUAUUUACCACUCCUUUGGAAACAGAGUGAGGAACACAAUAUGCUACGAUGUGCCAUUCUAACUACCCUAAUCCAUCUUGUCCAGGGACUGGGAGCAGACAGCAGAAGUCUCUAUCCUUUUCUGCUUCCAGUAAUUCAACUAAGUACAGAUGUUUCUCAGCCUCCACAUGUCUAUCUUCUGGAAGAUGGUUUAGAGUUGUGGUUAGUCACAUUGGAGAAUAGUCCAUGCCUUACACCUGAGCUCCUGAGCAUAUUUCAGAACAUGUCUGCCCUUCUUGAGCUGAGUUCAGAAAACUUCACAAAUUGCUUUAAGAUCAUCAAUGCUUAUAUUUUCCUAUCAUCAUCUGAAUUUUUACAGAUGUAUGCUGCUGAUUUAUGCCAGUCAUUUUGUGAAGUUUUGAAGGACACAACUACUGAUGGCCAAGUUCAAGUUUUAAAGGUUGUGGAAAAUGUCCUAAAAGUGAACCCUGUUUUAGGUCCUCAAAUGUUUCAACCGCUUCUGCCAUCGAUAGUCAGGGGGAUUAUAGAUGGGGAGAGAUAUCCAGUUGUGAUGUCUACUUAUCUGGGGAUAAUGGGUCGAAUUCUACUACAAAAUGCAAAGUUUUUUUCAUUACUUUUGAAUCAGAUGGCAUGUGAAUUCGGUCAAGAGUUGGACCAAAUUCUUGGUAACGUGAUUGAAAUGUGGGUUGAUCGGAUGGAUAACAUCACUCAACCAGAAAGAAGAAAACUUUCUGCGUUGGCAUUGCUUUCACUUCUGCCAUCAUUGAAUAGUGUUAUCCAUGAUAAAUUUUGUGGUAUCAUCAACAUUUCAGUGGAAGGCCUGCAUGAUGUUAUGAGUGAAGAUCCUGAAACGGAAACAUACAAAGACUGCAUGUUGAUGUCUCAUUUUGAAGAGCUCAAAGUUACAGAAGAUGAGGAACCUCCCACAGAACAAGACAAAAGGAAAAAAAUGCUUGCACUGAAGGACCCUGUACACACUGUGUCAUUGCAGCAGUUCGUCUAUGAGAAGCUAAAGGCACAGCAGGAAUUACUGGGAGAACAAGGUUUUCAGGCACUUAUGGAAACCGUGGAUACAGAAAUAGUUGCACAGCUACAAAAAUUUUUACAAGGCUUCUAAAUAAGCAGAAACAAGAUUUUUAUGUUCACUUUAAAAAAAAAAAAAAAGAAGGAACUCUAGCCUUCCAUCUUGUCUGGAAGAGCCUACUGAAAGCUAAAAAUAACUUGUGCUAAAUAGAAAAUAGGUUUCUGUUGUUGCUAUCAAACUGAUUUUGGUAAUGCUUUAUUUUUUAACAUUGUACUAAGGGUUUUAUCAUUAAAGUAACACUUCCGUGAUUCCUGAUGUGGUAUAUGCUGUCUUAGUACCAUUUUUUUUGUACCAUUACUGGCUUUUUGGUUAACAAAGCUGCAUCAUAAACUGAGAGGUCUGAAGGAACUUAGUAAUGUAUAUUAAUGAGAAGUGUCUAUUAAUCCAGGAGUAUAGGUCAGUAUCAGGAGCUGCUUGUCGUGAUACUGUAUAUCUGUAACUUCAUCCCCUUCCUGUUACCAUUUCUUGACUGUACAAUGCAAGCAUACAAGCAGAAAGAGUUAGGAAAGCAGGAAGACUGUGAGCAGAAAUAUUCCUUCAUGAGAGGCAGGUAACUGCCAUUUUAAUUGUCUCAGAGAAAAAGAAACUUAGAUUGCAAGUCUUAAAUUGUAUUUCAAGAGGUGUUAGAGAAUAUCAGUGUAUAUCUCUACUUGAAGAUGUGGGGUUUAAUUUUUAUUACCAAUUUCUUUAUUUCUAUUAUGAAAAAUGUCUUGCUUUCUUGAGUUCCUUCUAUCUAGCUUUUAGUUGAUAUAACACAGAGAAACUCACCAGAGAUAUAUG